UGCCAUCACUCGAUAUGGAGGACUAUGAACGAGAAGGCUCUUCUGUUCGCAGGUGGCCGUGCUGCUGUGUGCGGCCGUCGUGCUGGUGUCGUGCCGGCGGCGCUACCGCAUCCGCUACCUGGACGCCGACGACGUGGACGAUGCACCGGUGGUGUUUCGGCGGGGCCGGAGUCGGGACCUGCUGCGGGACCUGGAGGCCGUGGCGAGCGGUUCGGACCGCCCCGUGUACGUGAUACGCAGGCGCAAGCCCAAGGACCGCCGCUUGCUCGGACACAGCAGCCGCGAGAGGGUGCGCUUCGAGGAGCCACCGGAGGAUUUCGACGCCGAAGAAAGCAGGCGGCCGAUGAUGCCCCCGCUGCCUGGCCAAGAUCCAUUCCGGCCGACUUUUGUUGUCCAAGGCACGUACGCCCUGCACCCGAGGUCUCAGAAGUUGAUGCCCUACGAUGGCGAACACCCGAUACCCAUUCCUCGAGAAGUGUUCUCCCAGAUAUCGUAGUGCGCCGCCAGGCAGGCCUGGAUGGCACCGUCUCCCUACUGAGGGCAACUGAGACGCCUCGCCAUUGCAUAUACAACCAGCGAUAAGACCUGCGGCGCAGA
This is a messenger RNA of Rhipicephalus sanguineus (brown dog tick), 597 nucleotides long. RefSeq lists its product as uncharacterized. Lineage: Eukaryota; Metazoa; Arthropoda; Arachnida; Ixodida; Ixodidae. The record is from RefSeq and is a predicted model, not a curated record. The transcript has 2 exons. The coding region runs from base 25 to 582 and encodes 185 amino acids.